GCUCAAGGCCAGGUUGGAUGGGGUAGGAGUAACCUGGUCUCCUGUGAGUGGCAGGGGGUGGACAUGGGUGAUCUUAGGGUCCUUUCCAACUCAAACUAUUCUGUGAUUCAACCUGAACCCUGAGCUUGAUUUUGUGUGUGGGACAUGAAAUGCAUUUAAAAAAGCCCCACUUGCUCCAAAGCUGUACCUGGGCUGAACAUGAAGCAGACACAGAGUGCUGCUGAAUCCAUCUGGAGGGUGAUCCAGUGCACCCCAAAAGACUCCUUUUGGUUUCAGUAGCUGUAAGAGCUAUUAUCAGGCUAUCUUGAGUGGGAAAUGUGAUUAACAGAGCUUUAACGAGCAAUCUAUCACUUUCCUUUCUACCCAAAGCCUCUUCCUUCUCCACCCACAUCCUGAUGAUGUGCCAGCUGACAUACAUGUGCUCAUGGAAAAGGAGGAUGAGAUAAAAGCCAUAUGGAGCAUGGAGCAAGUCAGUGACAUGGGGUCCAACUCACCAGUGUAAUUAUACAUGCUCCAGUAUGAUUUCCCAGUAAUUAUUCUGGAAUAAACCCCUGCCUAUUUCUGUAAGAGCUUAUGUCACUUGGAAAGCUGUUAUAAAUUCAGCUGGAAAAAGGGACCCUUAUUCUGGGAUAAGUGUGGUUAGUGGUUAGCUGGGAAUAGGGCUAUUCCUGGUGCUGCCAUCGACCUUCCUGGUGACGCUGGUUAGGUUAGGUCACCUCACCUCAGUGUGUGUCACCUUCUGCUGCAGACUGGGAAUUACAAACAAGGGCACUUUGGGAAGCUCUGUGACACUGGAAAAAAGGUGUCAGAGGUGACAGGCAGACACUGAGUGGGACUUGGAGCUUUUCUAUCCACGUUGGAGGCAUCUUGAUAAAACUGGGCUUUGAGGGAAAUGAAGGCUGGAGCCAGGAGCUGGUGAUGGGGACUGGUGGCGUCAGUCAGGUCCAGGCUGUUGGUGUGUUACAGACAAUACUGGUUUCCUCUCUGUUUUUAAAGUAGUCUAUUUUGUUCUGAGUUCUAGACCACAGCCUCACUAGGGCAUCAAAAUGUCUCUGCUGCUGUCUUCUUGUGCCAGCUCCUAGUGAGCAGUGUCAGGAUAUGGUACCAGCACUCACCACCCCAACUGCUGGGUGCUCUGGGUGCCACAGAGAGGUCAGGUCCUGCCUGGGGCUGGCAGUGUUGUGCCUCUGUGAACCAGAGAGGAAGGGAAAUCUCCUGAUUUGCAGCAUUGUGGCCUCUUUCUUCCAGUAUCCUGCCUGAUUCACUUGCUGCUUCUGCAAGCCCUUAGGUCUUUUAAGGGAGUUUUGCUUUUGUCUGUUACUUCUCAGCAGCUUCUUGUGCUUAGGAACCUCUUUUGGCUCCAGCAUCAUGCUGGAUGCUGGUCAGAGAUGAAGAUGCAGCUCACUCACAGCAUAGGGCAUGAAAUUCAUGCUAGAGAUGGGGAGGUGUAGUUCCAGUUUCCUUUAGUUUGCACAGAUAGCACAGGGGGCUCACAAGACACAGCUUGUCAGCUUUGCCAAAGCAGGAGCUGCCCGUGGAGCAGAUGGACCAAGGUGCUGAUGGCGAGAGGUGAAGGGAGAGUCUGUCCUGGUGCAUUCCCACGUGCUCCGUCCCGGCGUGAGCACUGGAGCAGGACUCAUGCUGCUCCUCUUGGGCUUGAGCCAAGGAGGCAGAGGGGAAAAAGCUCUUUACAGCCCAUUAGACCUCCCCAGAGCCGCUCAGCCCCUCUCCUAAUAAAAGUGGUGGUGGAAGCCACAGAAACAUUACGGCUGCUCUGCAGAAGAUGCUGCUCUGCAGAAGAUGCCAACCCACCGCUCCAUGUGCCUCCCCAGUGGAGCUGCUGACCCUCUGGGAACACGAUAACACAGGGCCAGUCCCCUGUCUGUCCUGAGCUCCCCCAGCAAAACAUACAUGGGAGAGUUCCAAGUGCAAAUGUGUGUGUGCUAAUGGGAAAUGAAUUGCCUCUUGCCCCGAAGCUUUGCAGCUUGAGGAAAACAAGGCCGGGGCUAGGAAUGACCUCAUAUUGCCUCCCAGGGAAUGUUUUGCCAGAUGAAGGGGGGAGAAGCAGCAUCAGGACUGCACAAUGUAUGUAUCUCUCUCCCUGUGUAAACAUCUCUGUAGCUGCAGAAACCUCUGAAAGCCCUGACUGGGAGGAGAAGAGCUGCUUUGAUCUGGGGAUGUGGUUGUUGUUUUCCAAGUGCAGAAUCCGUUCUUUUUUUAAUUUUCCUGCAAAUUAAAAAAAUGCCUGUUGUGAUUUUCUGCUUUCAUUCCUUGGCGAAGGAGCAGGAGCUGGGUGCAGUAAAUCCUCAUUACUCCCCAUGUAACCAUCCCGGCAUGGUUGACAAUCCCUCGCUGGCUCUUCAGCGCCGCAGCACAAUGGACCGAAACUUCUGGCCCUACAUGAAGCCAAAGCAAAUGGAUUUUGCCCAGAAGUGCACGACGGGGAGUGGAGGCAGUGGGAAGGAGAGUCCUGUCGCCUCCUGCCCUGCCAGAAACACACAUAGAGACACACACGUGUGUGCGCACAAGGCUUGGGAUGCAGGGGUUGUCCCAUUGCCUUUGAAGGGCUCCAGAGAGGGCUCCUGGGAAUGGAUCCGUGUGACCCUGUGGCAGCAGGAGCUGGUGCGGAGCCAUCGGGGCUGAAGCACUGGGUUGUCUUGCAGGAGGUUCCAGUGUGAUUCAUGGCUCUCCCUCCAGACGCCCUGUGUGAUCCUGGGAAUCUCCAUCUGCACUCUGGAUGUCCCUGGGCUCGGAGAGGAACUGUGGCAGCCCUGGGAGCUCCAUCAGCCCUUCUGCUUCAACCAGGCCUCAAGCUUUUGGAAGACAACAAGAUGUCGAUGAGUGCGUGGAGGGCACUGACAACUGCCACAUCGAUGCCAUCUGCCAGAACACCCCCAAGUCCUACAAGUGCAUCUGCAAAUCUGGCUACACCGGCGAUGGGAAGCACUGCAAAGACGUUGAUGAGUGUGAGCGGGAGGAUAACGCCGGCUGUGUCCACGAGUGCGUGAACAUCCCUGGGAACUACCGCUGUACCUGCUACGACGGCUUCCGCCUGGCUCAUGAUGGACACAACUGCUUAGACCUGGAUGAGUGCUCAGAGGGCAACGGCGGCUGCCAGCAGACCUGUGUCAACAUGAUGGGCAGCUACGAGUGCUUCUGCCGGGAGGGCUUCUUCCUCAGUGACAACCAGCACACGUGCAUCCAGCGCCCUGAAGAAGGAAUGAACUGCAUGAACAAGAACCACGGCUGUGCCCACAUCUGCCGGGAGACCCCCAAAGGGGGCAUCGCCUGCGAGUGCCGCCCCGGCUUCGAGCUCACCAAGAACCAGCGUGACUGCAAACUGACCUGUAACUACGGGAAUGGGGGCUGCCAGCACACGUGCGACGACACCGACCAGGGGCCCAAGUGUGGCUGCCACGUCAAGUUUCUGCUGCACUCCGACGGGGUGACGUGCAUAGGGGAGAGACACUUCCAGCAACACGUUAUCCUUGAGACGUUUUCUAAUGAGACGUGUGCUGUGAACAACGGGGGCUGUGACAGCAAGUGCCACGAUGCAGCGACCGGAGUGCACUGCAGCUGCCCCAUGGGCUUCAUGCUCCAGCCAGACAGGAAGACGUGCAAAGACAUCGACGAGUGCCGGCUCAACAACGGUGGCUGUGACCACAUCUGCAGGAACACAGUUGGCAGCUUCGAAUGCAGCUGCAAGAAGGGCUACAAACUGCUCAUCAACGAGAGGAACUGCCAAGACAUUGACGAGUGCUCCUUCGACCGGACCUGUGAUCACCUCUGCAUCAACACCCCAGGCAGCUUCCAGUGCCUCUGCAACAAGGGUUACACACUCUAUGGACUCACCCACUGCGGAGAUGUUGAUGAAUGCAGCAUCAACCGGGGGGGCUGCAAGUUUGGCUGCAUCAACACCCCCGGCAGUUACCAGUGUACCUGUCCUGCUGGCUGCAAGCUGCACUGGAACAAGAAGGACUGUAUUGCUGGUGCGUGUCCCUCAGAGCUGGUGAAAUGCCUGCCAGGUUCGGUGCCACCUCGAGCCACUCUGAGCUGCAACAAGACAGGCAAGAAGGACAGUUGUGCCCUCACCUGCACCUCCAAGGCACGCUUCCUGCCAGAGUCCGACAGCAGCUACACAGUGAGCUGUGGGACCCCCGUCCUGCGGCAGGGGGGACAGCAGAGACCCACCAACAGCAGCCAGUGCCUCGAGACACUCGCUGCACCAAUCAAGCAGAAGGCUUCAUUCAAGAUCAAGGAUGCCAAGUGCCACCUGCACCCACGGGCCAAGGGCAAGCAAGACGAGGUUGGGAAGGCCGGGGCACAAGUUGGGUCGGCACCUUGCUCCGACUGCCAGGUUGCCUUUGUCAACCUCAAGUGUGACUCGUCCAAGAAGGGGAAGGGGCGCCGGGCUCGCAACUCCUCCAACAAGGAGGUGACGCGCAUCACGUUGGAGUUCGAGGCCGAGAUCAAGCCAGAGGAGAUCACAGCCAGCUGCAACCUGCACUGCCUGCGGCAGAGGGUGGAGAAAAAGCUGAAAUCAGCCAUCAAAGCCCUGAAGAAAUCCAUCAACCAGGAGCGGUUCCUGCUCCGCUUCGCAGGGAUGGAGUACGAGGUGGCGCGGAAGCUGAGCAUGGCCCCAGAGCGGCAGGAGAGCUGCGGGCCCGGCCAGCAGCGCCUGGCUGGCAAGUGUGUUAGCUGCUCGCAGGGAACCUAUUACCAUGGCCAGACCGAGCAGUGUGUCCCCUGUCCCCCCGGCACCUACCAGGAGAAGGAAGGGCAGCUCUCCUGCGACCUGUGUCCCCGUGGGGAUGCUUUUGGACCAGUGGGAGCCACCAACAUCACCGGCUGCACAGGUCAGUGUCCCCCUGGCCAGCACUCGGCUGACGGCUUCAAGCCCUGCCAGCCGUGUCCCCGGGGGUCCUACCAGCCCGAGGUGGGGCGGGCGCUCUGCUUCCCCUGCGGUGGGGGGCUGACCACGCGCCACGAGGGAGCCCUCUCCUUCCAGGACUGCGACACCAAGGUGCAGUGCUCUCCUGGGCACUACUACAACACCAGUGUCCACCGCUGCAUCCGCUGUGCCGUGGGCACCUACCAGCCCGACUUCAGGCAGAACUACUGCAUCUCCUGUCCUGGCAACACCACCACUGACUUUGACGGCUCCACCUCUGUGUCUCAGUGCAAAAACCGGCAGUGUGGGGGGGAGCUGGGAGAAUACACAGGCUACAUCGAGUCCCCCAACUACCCGGGCAAUUACCCUGCCAACAUCGAGUGCACCUGGAACAUCAACCCCCCCCCCAAGCGCAAGAUCCUCAUCGUGGUGCCCGAGAUCUUCCUCCCCUCCGAGGAUGAGUGUGGCGACGUCCUCGUCAUGCGGAAAAACUCCUCCCCAUCCUCCAUCACCACCUAUGAGACGUGCCAGACCUAUGAGAGGCCCAUUGCCUUCACUGCCCGCUCUCGGAAACUCUGGAUCAACUUCAAAACCAGUGAAGCCAACAGCGCCCGAGGCUUCCAGAUCCCCUACGUCACCUACGAUGAGGACUACGAGCAGCUGGUGGAGGACAUCGUGCGGGAUGGUAGGCUCUACGCCUCCGAAAACCACCAGGAGAUCCUCAAGGACAAGAAGCUCAUCAAAGCUUUCUUCGAUGUUCUGGCACAUCCCCAGAACUACUUCAAGUACACGGAGAAACACAAGGAGAUGCUGCCCCGCUCCUUCAUCAAGCUCCUCCGCUCCAAAGUCUCCAGCUUCCUCCGGCCUUACAAAUAGCCUCCUGCAGCCCUGCAGCCCCCGGGCUGCCCUGCAGCCAAGGAAACACUCUUCUCCCUCCUUCUCCUUUCUGGUUUUCUCCUUCCUCCGCUCGGCUCCAGCAGGACCAGCACCUCUCACCCUGCAGACGCCCCACGUGUUCUCCACCGCUCCCCACAGAGCUGUGUCCCCAGCCAGGGGAGGAUGCUCCUGUCUCAUCCAGCCACCGGUGAAGCCACUUCUCUCUGUGGAAGCAGCUUCGUUAUAGGAAGCCGAAGCACCAGUCCUGUCGUCAUCCUCUGUCCUCCCUUUGGUUUCCUUUGCGACAGGUCUGUCCUUGUUCUCUGGUGCCACGUCAGAGGGGUCAUCGUGCUUCCAUCCCACAGGGCUGGCACCAGCUGCAGCUCCAACAAGCCCUUUAGGAGGAGUGCCAGAAGGUAACGGUGUGUCUAUGGCAGCAGCCGGGGCAGGGGCAUCGGCAUCACUGUGCAGAGAUCGGGGGAGAUGCAUUUGCAUGACUUGAGUCAAAAGCAGAUGUAAGGGGAGCUGAGCAACGGCAGCCGUGGUGCUGCAGGGGCCGUGCUGCCCGAGAGCCGCGCUGGCGCUGGGAGGGGAGCGCAGCCAAGCCACGUUCCCGGAGAACAAUGUCUGGCUGCACGGGAGAAAACAGGGAGCGAAGGAGAAGGACUCUCAGCCGGGUUAGGUUUUGGUUCCCCCCCACCCGAGACACUUGUGCCAAAAACCCAGACUUCCUUCCGAGCUCUGCCAAAGAGUAACUCAGAACAAGCAAGCUUUGUGAAGAGCAGGAGUACGUUUGUGCACUAGGAUCUCCUCCUUUCUACCUUCUUCAUAUGUAUUAAGUGCAAUCAUUUGAGUCUUCUUUAUAUUAUUUAGAGGGAAGUUGUGUUUUUUUCUACUAGAAAUGACGAUAUUUAUACCUGAGGAAUGAGAAUGUGCGUUUGUAACAGAAACCAAACGUCCGCCCAAAGCAAACCCAGCCCUGGGCUGCUGCUCACUGGUGGGAUGGUGGUUUUGGGCCUUGAAUCCUUUUCUGCCGUGUUUGUCCCCCAUAAAACCCCCAGGUCAGGGGGAAGAUGGUGCCACACUGCUCAGCAUGAGAUGGGGUGAGGUUUGCAGGGGUUUGAGGUGUCUGCAUCCAUCAAUGGCAGAGGUGAGGUUGCUUUUGGGCUGAGCCUCUGUGGUUUGUGGGGUUUUCAAGCCCUGUUGUAAGGAGAAUGCAAAACUUGGCCCCAAAACCUGGAGCCAGGGGGAGCAGGGGCAGGUCCUGAGUCCAGGGCUGGGGUCACAGUGGACAAGAGGGGAGCUGCCCCUCUGCUCAGCCCCAAAACCUCUGUCCAGGUGUGGUGAUCCCUGCAGCAAGAACCAUCCCGCCUGCCUCUGGAAAGCUUUGUGCUUCCAAGCCCCUUCAGGUGCAUGUCGCUCCAUCCAUCCACACAUGCUUAUCGCACUGGGAUGCUGCAGGAGCUCUUCGCCAGGGCACGUGGUGCAGAUCCCAUAGGAAACCCCAUCCUGCCACCCUGCUUCCAUUGCCACUUGAAUUCCCCUUUGGCUGGGGACCACGGCCAGAUGGAUGUCACUUUUGGGUUUGUUCUGCUGGCAUCUUCACACGGCCACACAGGACCCAGGGACCAGUGAACGCUACCGCUGAUCAUCCAUCCUCUUCCUCCCCAAACCUUCCUCCCUUUCCAGUCUUGGCUGUCACCUCCCAUCACCUUCAUCCCCAUCUUCAUUCUCUCAAAGACCUGGAGCUAAAUGUGGUCGACUUGCCUACAGCUUUCCUGUUGGCAGGUCCCAUCCUUGUCCUUGCUUGUGUCUCACUGUCGCUUUGACCACAGCUGGGAUGAGCCCUGCUCUUAAUGCGCCAGUUAUUGCUCCCAACAUCCCACCGGGUCUGUCCUUGCCAAAAUCCAGCUGCUCUCCUGUGUUUCCCUUCCUCAAUCUCUGCUGUUCCAAGAGCUUCUCCUGGGCUCUAUGAGGAGCUGCAGCCUGGCAAAGGGGGCUGAGGUUUGUCCCUACGAUGCUGCGGCUGGAAUAGUCUAUCCUGAUCAAUCCCAGCUGCGGAUCUCCCCUCCUGCUGCCCAGCUCCCAGCACGUUUGGAAGCUCGACAUCUGUGGGCUGAGCUGUUUGUCACUGGGUUGGUGUCUGGAAGCAGCUGCUUUGAUGCACAAAGGCUGUUGUAGGGAUUUGGGGGGGGGGUUAUUGCUGUGGGGCAGGGGCAGUGAAGCGGUGACUGUUGGAAGGGUCUUUCCUAUGUGGAACAGCAAAACUAAAACCAACUCGGGGACGGUGAAGCCGCUGUGAUGGCCCCAGUGUGAUGUAGCCACACACUGGAGCUUAGGAACUCAUUGUGGCUGAUCAGCAGGGUCACCGUCCCAGAGCCUCGGGGUACCCAGGGUGUCACUGCACCACCCACCUCUAACUCGGUUUUGGAAGGGUGAGAUGGGAGCAUCUGUGACGGCCAAAGGCACCUGGGGACAUCUCCUUACCCAAAUACCCCAAAUAACCCCCCCGAGGAGUGCACGGGGCCACCUGCAGCACCCGUCUGCAGCACAGCCCUUCUCCUCACCCAUAAGCAGGGCUCAGAAAGGGUUUGGAAGGCUGAGAACUGCGUCAGCAGCCACCUCUGGGCUGUGUUGAAUGUCUCGCUGUGGUGAACACACGGGAGGGUUGUUGGCUUCUUCGUUUUCAUGUUGGAAUAUUUAUAUCUGCCUUUUGCAGCGGGCCAUGACUUACCAUCUCCAGCAGGCAGGAUUAAAGUGAUGAGACAGAUGUAGUUCAUGAAGUUAUUUGCACUUGAUUGAAAGAAAAGAAAAUGUAUCUGAACUUU
Molecule: messenger RNA, 8595 nt
Organism: Melopsittacus undulatus (budgerigar)
Lineage: Eukaryota; Metazoa; Chordata; Aves; Psittaciformes; Psittaculidae
Gene: SCUBE3
Product: signal peptide, CUB domain and EGF like domain containing 3
Exons: 23
Coding region: 2738-5767 (1009 amino acids)
Biological process (GO): signal transduction
Cellular component (GO): cell surface
Molecular function (GO): calcium ion binding
Source: RefSeq, a predicted model, not a curated record